AUGGUAUCUAGGACGGAAUCCCAACCUGACAGUCGACCAGUUCACCCUGAGGCUAAUAUGGGCCUAGAUUUAGCUUCCUGCACUACCUUAGGGCCUGCCUUGGCAUCUGACUCCUCUCUGACAGAGGAACUGCCACCACCGACUAGCUUACCAGGUGGAGAGGUGGUUGCAGCAGUGCUGCAUGUACACAUGGUUCUACAGAAUCCUCAGCCCACCCUGUUUCUGCUGCAAUCAGACAUGAUUUUCCAGGCACCACCAGACGUUCAGCAGCCUGUUCAGCAGCCUGUUCAACAGACCAUAUUUCUGUCGCAAUCAGAGGUGCUCUUCAGGAAUAAGUAA
Molecule: messenger RNA, 339 nt
Organism: Desarmillaria tabescens
Lineage: Eukaryota; Fungi; Basidiomycota; Agaricomycetes; Agaricales; Physalacriaceae
Exons: 2
Coding region: 1-339 (112 amino acids)
Source: RefSeq, a predicted model, not a curated record